AUGGAAAUGUUUACUAGCGAAUCUGGACGAGGACAAUCCGCCAUGGUCCAGAGAUGGAUGGAAUGGAAGAACAUGGUUGCUUCUCUCGGUAGUAAUGCUCUGGAAGUCUAG
Molecule: messenger RNA, 111 nt
Organism: Fusarium odoratissimum NRRL 54006
Lineage: Eukaryota; Fungi; Ascomycota; Sordariomycetes; Hypocreales; Nectriaceae
Exons: 1
Coding region: 1-111 (36 amino acids)
Source: RefSeq, a predicted model, not a curated record